AUGGGACCGGCCCUUUUGGUGCUACUUUCACUGGUUGGAGCAACAACAGUGGAAAGAGUGCAGUAUGACUACUACAAGUACCACCCCAUGUCAGAGAUCACCGACUGGAUGGACAUGAUCGCAAAGAACUACAGUGAUGUUGCGUCCCUGGUGGAAUAUGGCAAAACCUAUGAGAACAGGCCUAUCAGUCUGCUCAAGAUUGGCCCGACCACUGGAGUGAGGAAGAAGGCUAUCUGGAUGGACUGUGGUAUUCAUGCUAGGGAAUGGAUCUCCCCAGCUUUCUGUCAGUACUUUGUCAAACAGCUCCUGGAAACAUACAAAACAGACUCCCAGAUAAAAGAGAUGAUGACGAACAUGGACUUCUACGUCACGCCCGUGCUGAACAUUGACGGCUACAUAUACACCUGGACAACGGAUCGGCUGUGGAGGAAGUCCAGGUCACCGGGAGCUCUGGGCUGCAACUGCAGCUGUGACUGUAACGGCACUGAUCUCAACCGCAACUUCAACGCCAACUGGGGCACGGUGGGGGUAUCGUUCAACUGCUGCUCACAGGUGUACCCCGGCUCCAAGCCUCUGUCUGAGUCCGAGGCGCAGGCCGUCGUUGACUUUGUGGAAAAACGGAAGGACGACAUCCUGUGUUUCCUCACUAUCCACUCCUACGGCCAGCUCCUCCUGGUUCCCUACGGACACCCCAGUAUCGCUGCCCCCAAUUACGACGAGCUGAUGAAGGUGGGUUUGGCUGCAGCUGAGGCCAUCAAGAAAGUCCACGGGAUGGAGUACACUGUGGGAACCUCUCCAGAUGUGCUGUACGCCAACUCUGGUUCUUCCAGAGACUGGGCUCGGCUGACAGGAAUCAACUUCAGCUACACCUUCGAGCUGAGAGACAAGGGAGAGCACGGCUUCAAGCUUCCCGAGGAGCAGAUUCAGCCGACCUGCGAGGAGGCCUACAGCGGAGCCAUGCACAUCAUCAGCUACGUCCACGACAAGACCUUCAAGGGCACCGGGAGUGCUGCAGCCACCGCCACCGCCACCCUGUGGAUGGUGCUGUUGGCAGUUGGCGCCGCCCUGCUGUGA
Messenger RNA from Myripristis murdjan (pinecone soldierfish), 1074 nucleotides. Its product is annotated as carboxypeptidase O-like. The record is from RefSeq and is a predicted model, not a curated record. Lineage: Eukaryota; Metazoa; Chordata; Actinopteri; Holocentriformes; Holocentridae. Gene Ontology annotation, molecular function: metallocarboxypeptidase activity; zinc ion binding. The transcript has 9 exons. Gene Ontology annotation, biological process: proteolysis. Bases 1 to 1074 code for a protein of 357 amino acids.